Messenger RNA from Chenopodium quinoa (quinoa), 4373 nucleotides. Its product is annotated as ATP-dependent Clp protease ATP-binding subunit ClpA homolog, chloroplastic-like. Gene Ontology annotation, cellular component: cytoplasm. Gene Ontology annotation, biological process: cellular response to heat. NCBI's taxonomy places the organism in Eukaryota, Viridiplantae, Streptophyta, Magnoliopsida, Caryophyllales, Amaranthaceae. The record is from RefSeq and is a predicted model, not a curated record. The transcript has 9 exons. Bases 1264 to 4107 code for a protein of 947 amino acids. Gene Ontology annotation, molecular function: ATP hydrolysis activity; protein binding; ATP binding.
UCCAAAAUGUGAUCUGGAGAGCGAUGAUUAACUAUUGCUUAAGUACGAGUUGCAAUUAUUAUGCAAUUUAACAAAAAAAAUAAUAUUGUUUCAAAAACUAAUAACAAUUAGAAAAAAAAUCAUCUACUAGAGGUCUAGAGCACAAUUUCUGAAAUAUUUUAUACACACCCGGCUGUACUUAGCACCUAACUAACACAAAAUUAGUUUUUGCUCUUCAUUUGAUAAUUAAAUGAAAAUCAAUCAUCAAAAUGAUAGCAAAAUGCUCAUGGGUGUGCAGUGCACCCGGGUGUAUAUAACAAUCUCUCCACAAUUUCCGUAUACUCUUUUAUACUUGCGUCAUUAAUUUUCGAGUCAAACUUUAUGAGCUUUGACAUAGUUUCAAUCAAUCAACAAAAAAAAAAAACAUAAUCACAUAAAAUGCGUAUUAAAAUGAAUAUAUUUAUAAUUUAUAACGUGUAUGCAAAAUAAAAGUCGAGCAAAACAAUAUUUAAAAGACGAAGGAAAUACACAUAAUCACCCACAAAUAAUCGAAACUAGUGUAGUAUCCCAUAGGUUAAGUAUUGGCGCAUAGCUGCUAUUUACAUGGCAAGUAAAUAGCAGCUAUAAGAUAAUAGAGUGGUGAAUUUUUUACUUUUUUUUCUUAGUGGUACAAAUAUUGUACCUCUGUUACAUAUAAUGGCUAUAAAUAGUACUACUAAAACAACUUAUACUUUAGUAGUAUAAAAUACAUAAUAGUACAUUAAAAAUAUCACUGUAAAUAUAAUAGUACAUUAAAAAUACCACUGAAGCAAUAAAAAAUCACAAAAAUUAAGUAAAUUUACUAGUUAGCCAUCCUAUAUGACAUAUGCAUCCCAAAUAAAUAGCAGCUAUGCGCUUAAUUGUACUCUAUUCCAUACGUGGAAACAACCACAAAAUUGGAUUUUCCCAUACUAAAAAUAGAAUUCUCCAACAAAAAUUAAUAUAGACAAAAAAGGGCAAAAAAUACAACCCCACCUCAAAAUCUUCUUGUUUGUUCUAUACCAAUCCUAGUCGAAUUUGCGGGCUUCAGGUGGAAACUUGGCCAAAAAGCACAUUAAUGGGCCCUUAAAUCUCAAUCUUUAACCUUAAAUCUUUCAUGAAAAUAAACAAUAGCAAAUUGAAAAAUACGCAAUUUUCUCUUUCACUUCUCUACUUUCAGAGUCUUUGUUCCUGCGCUUAGCAUCUCUUCUGCCGGCAAAUUCCCAUCUUUAUUAAACAAAUUCUUGUUGAAUCCAGAUUAAAAGAAUGGAUACUAUUUCUGCACCUCACUUGCUUAAGAUACCUGUUUCAUUAAACCAUCAAAGAAGAAAUGAGAAACUUCUGGGUAACAGGAUGAUGAAUUCAUCUGUUAGAAUGACAGCACAUAUUCAAUACCCUAGAUUAAGAAGUCAAGCUUUACCCAAGCUACAAGUGAGUACCCCUUUUUUGGGAAGCCCUAGGACUGUAGACUUUGGGUUUAUGGGAAACUCUAGGACUGUAGAUUUUGGGUUUAUGGGAAGCUCUUGGACUGUAGGUUUAGAGUCUAAAAUGAAAGAUGCGGUGUUAGUUCGUAGAGAGAAACCAAGGAGGGGUGUAAUUACUGCAGUGUUUGAUCGUUUUACUGACAAGGCGAUUAAAGUUAUACUGGUUGCUCAAGAGGAAACGAGGAGAUUAAGUCAUAAUGUUGUUGGCACUGAGCAAAUCUUGUUGGGACUUGUUGGUGAAGGGUCCAGCAUUGCUGCCAAGGUUCUGAAAUCCGCGGGUAUUACCUUGAAAAUUGCGCGUUUGGAAGUUGAGAAGCUUGUUGGAAGAGGUGGUGCAUUUGUUCCCAUUGAAAUUCCGUUUAGUCCUCGUGCUAAGCAUGUCUUGGAGUUAUCAUUGGAAGAGGCACGGAAAUUUGGUCAACAUUAUAUUGGUGCGGAACACUUGCUAUUGGGAUUGCUUAGUGAAGGUGAGGGUAUAGCUGCCCGUGUCCUUGAUAAUCUAAGUGUUGAUGCAAAAGAAAUCCGCAAACAGAUUAUAAGCAUGAUGGGUGAGGAAAAGGAGCCUGUCCAGGUAGGUGGAAAAUCAGGUGCUGGUAUGCUCACAUUGGAAGAAUAUGGCACAAAUUUAACAAAGGUGGCGGAAGAGGGAAAAUUAGAUCCUGUAGUUGGAAGGCAAAAACAAAUAGAUCGUGUCAUCCAAAUAUUGAGUCGUCGUACAAAAAAUAACCCGUGCCUCGUUGGAGAACCAGGUGUUGGUAAAACAGCUAUCGCAGAAGGUCUGGCUCUGAAAAUUUCUCUUGGUGAUGUUCCAGAAACACUCGAGGGAAAGCAGGUUAUUACUCUUGAUUUGAGUCGUCUUGUUUCUGGAACUAAAUAUCGUGGAGAGUUUGAGAGUAGACUGCAAAAGAUAAUGGAAGAAGUCAAAGAAUCAGAUAACCUAAUUCUUUUUAUCGAUGAAGUGCAUACUUUGGUUGGGGCUGGGGCAGCAGAAGGAGCAAUAGAUGCUGCUAACAUGUUAAAACCAGCUCUUGCAAGGGGUGAAUUACAGUGCAUUGGGGCCACAACGCUUGAUGAAUACAGGCAACACAUUGAGAAGGACCCAGCAUUAGAGAGAAGAUUUCAGCCUGUUGAAGUGCCUGAGCCCACUGUAGACGAAGCAAUACAGAUCCUCAGAGGGCUCCGUGAGCGAUAUGAGAUUCACCACAAGCUCUCCUAUACAGACGAAGCAUUAAUUGCAGCAGCAGAACUGUCAUCCCGGUACAUCAGUGAUAGGUUUCUUCCUGAUAAAGCUAUCGAUCUUAUUGAUGAAGCUGGUGCUCAUGUGCGGUUGCGCCAUGCUGAGUUUCCUGAAGGAGUAAGAGAACUUGAGAAGCAGGUCACUCAGAUUGUAAACGAGAAAGAUACUGCUGUCCGCAACCAAGAUUUUGAGAAGGCUGGUGAGCUACGUGACCAAGAACUAGAACUGAAGGUACAAAUAUCUGCACUCAUAAGCCAAGACAAGGAACAGAAAGAGGCAAAUGUGGACUACGUUGGAGCAGUUGUGACAGACGCAGAGAUUAGGGAAAUUGUUUUCUCUUGGACAGGUAUACCAGUUCAGAAAGUUUCAGCUGACGAAUCAAGCCGUCUUCUCAAAAUGGAAGACAAUCUCCAUGGUCGUGUAAUAGGUCAAGACGAAGCUGUCAAAGCCAUCAGCCGUGCAAUUCGGCGUUCUCGCGUUGGCCUAAAGGAUCCUGACCGUCCAAUUGCCAGCUUCAUCUUUUCCGGUCCAACUGGUGUAGGAAAGUCAGAACUUGCGAAAGCUUUAGCUGCUUACUACUUCGGUUCUGAAGAAGCCAUGGUCCGCCUUGAUAUGAGUGAGUUCAUGGAGAGACACACGGUUUCUAAGUUGAUCGGUUCACCCCCAGGUUAUGUGGGUUACUCUGAGGGUGGGCAGCUUACUGAGGCUGUGAGGCGUCGCCCUUAUACAUUGGUGCUCUUCGAUGAAAUUGAAAAGGCUCAUCCUGAUGUGUUUAACAUGAUGUUGCAGAUUCUCGAAGACGGAAGGCUAACCGAUAGCAAAGGCAAGACCGUAAAUUUUAAAAAUACCCUGAUGAUUAUGACCUCAAAUGUUGGAAGUAGUGUAAUUGAGAAAGGUGGCCGCAGUAUGGGAUUUGAUCUGACGUACGACGAACAAGAUAGCAGUUAUAACAGGAUAAAGACUUUGGUGGUCGAGGAGCUUAAGCAGUACUUUAAGCCAGAGUUUUUGAAUAGGUUAGACGAUAUGAUUGUGUUCAGGCAGCUUACAAAGUUGGAAGUCAAGGAGAUUGCAGAUAUCAUGCUGAAAGAAGUUUCCAAACGGCUACAACUUAAAGGCAUCGAUAUUCAAGUGACUGAGAGAUUCAAAGAUAGAGUGGUGAACGAUGGAUAUAAUCCAAGUUAUGGAGCAAGACCGCUGAGAAGAGCUAUCAUGAGUCUCUUGGAGGAUAGCAUGGCUGAGAAGAUGCUUGCGAGUGAAAUCCAAGAAGGUGAUUCAGUUAUUCUGGAUAUUGAUUCGAGUGGACAUGUCGUCGUGCUCAAUAGCAACAGCAGCAGUAGUAGUAGUAGUAGCAGCAGUACUGACUUGAUUCCUGAGUUACUUCCUAUGUGAAGUAUAGAAGUAUAGGUGAAAUUUGACAUCUUUCUACUUUGAUUUAGGCAUAUUGAUUGUAUUUCAUCUUCCCUUGAAUUUCUCUCAUCUAGUUAUUCUUUUAUUCAGUUAACAUUUGGUGCAAACAGAAUUGUCUCAUUCGUAUAGUAGUUUUUACUAGGUAGUUAUCCCUUCACCAUCAUUUCAAAUAUCUGAACUUCAGUUUGAGCUUUAAAUUUUGUUCAAAUUCGUUUCAUAUAAUAAUUAGUGCUUAAUAUGUUUGAGCU